Messenger RNA from Protopolystoma xenopodis, 348 nucleotides. The record is from the annotation of a GenBank genome assembly. Lineage: Eukaryota; Metazoa; Platyhelminthes; Monogenea; Polystomatidea; Polystomatidae.
AUUAGCCGCCGGGCGCCGGAAGAGGCUGAGGCCGAGGCUGAGACCGAGGCCGAGACCGAGACCGAGACGGAGGUCGAGGCCGAGGUUGACCUCGAGGCCGAGCUCGAGGCCGAGCUCGAGGCUGAGGGCGAAGCCGAGACUGAGGCCGAGGUCGAGGCCGACCUCGAGACCCUUGACUACCCGCCUGCGCGCUUCGGCCACGAUUGUCAGUUGCACUCGGACGUGUUCGAACAGAUCUUCGAGCCCAGAAAUGCCGCCCUUGAAGAGCUCGUCGACGAGACGAAUGUGGAAGGCCAACUGGAAAAAGAGUUCUUCUUCAUCCAAUCCGGCCAGGCUAUAAAUAUUUAG